AUGGAGUUGCAAAGCCCAAAUCUUCAAUGGCUCCCUACAGAGAUCUUACUUUUGAUCUUACAAUAUCUUUGUCUCAAUGACCUGCAGAGCCUUGCUUGUGUGAAUGGAAGGUUACGAGAGAUCUCUAUUCCAUUACUUUUUCGCCACGUUCGAUUUACUUUCUCACAUCCUGGCCUUCGUGCUCUAAGAGAUUUCGCGAAGUCUCAAGCCAGCAAACAUGUUAAAAUUCUGACUUAUAGAGCCCCAACGUUGCUGAAACCAAGCCUCUUAGAUUUUGAGUAUUUCAAGUGUGAAAUUCUCACGCCCGAAGCUUAUUCUACAGCGACAAGACAGUUUUAUGGUGAAGACCCUACAGGCACUUUCCCUCCAUAUAUGGAAAUCUACAGUACCAUCAAGCACCUGUGCGAAGAUCAUCAAAGGAUAACGAGGAGGAAAUUCGAUUUAAAAAUGUUGACAGCCUCUCUCGAACUUCUUCCUCGAAUUAGUGAGCUUUCAAUACAGUUCUGCGAGCCCAUCGAUACAGGAGUCUGGGAUAACUCAUGCCUUGAUCUCAACAUCUGUGACUUUGAACAGUCCUUCAAUCACCAUGCUCAAACAGUGACUGAAGCUUUGAGGGCUUCCAAGAAUGCAGGGAUUGCUUCAGGGACUAUUUCAUUGGAUUUCUCGGAGGUACCGUUCUGCCUAUAUGAAAGGCCGAUGUUCUCUAGAAUCUCGAAAUCGCUGAAAGGUCUAAUCGAGUUCAGUACGUCCAUAUGUGUGAUUGGAGACAGUACACCUUUGCAGCUAUUAGUCGACACGGGAUUGACCCUGAAAUGCCUUGAGCUAAGACAUCUAAUGAUCAGGUACGAAACAUGGCGCAAACUUCUUGAGGUUAACAGAGAUUCCCUCCAUUGUAUUGCGUUGUAUGACACUGAAAUAUUU
This is a messenger RNA of Aspergillus homomorphus CBS 101889, 921 nucleotides long. RefSeq lists its product as uncharacterized. The record is from RefSeq and is a predicted model, not a curated record. The transcript has 2 exons. Gene Ontology annotation, molecular function: protein binding. Lineage: Eukaryota; Fungi; Ascomycota; Eurotiomycetes; Eurotiales; Aspergillaceae. The annotation marks the transcript as partial.